Messenger RNA from Paramuricea clavata, 366 nucleotides. Lineage: Eukaryota; Metazoa; Cnidaria; Anthozoa; Malacalcyonacea; Plexauridae. The record is from the annotation of a GenBank genome assembly.
CCGACCAAUGAAGGGUUAAACCCCAAUGCAGUACGAAGAAUGUUCGAACAGGACUUUUCUGAAAGGAACGGAGAAGGGAAAUCCUUAUCACAAGAAGAUAGAAGAUUCUUAGAAAAAACAAAGGGAGCGAUUCACAUCACAGACGAUGGCCACUACGAAUUGCCACUUCCCUUUCGAGAAAAAAACAUUGGGUUACCAUUUAACCGAAGCCUUGCGGAAUCACGUCUGGGUCGACUGAAAACACGAUUCACCAAGGAUGCUAAAUACAAGGUUGAUGACGUUGUCGUGAUUAAAGAUAAUGAUACACCUCGGAAUCGUCGCUCGUGUGGUAAAGGCCGACGAAGAAGAAGACGGUUUAGUCCGUAA